Adineta steineri is the source of this 483-nucleotide messenger RNA. NCBI's taxonomy places the organism in Eukaryota, Metazoa, Rotifera, Eurotatoria, Adinetida, Adinetidae. The record is from the annotation of a GenBank genome assembly.
AUGAAUAAUUUAUGGCUUCGAAAUACAUCAAUUUCACCUACAUUUGAUCAUCAUAUUGAAAAUUCUCAGAUAAAUGAAACACCAAUAAAUCAUUCAGAAUGUCCAUCAUAUACAUUAGGAUUUGGUCAUUUAUUCUCUGGCAAUCUACAGUAUUAUCCAUCUUUUCCUUAUGAGUUAAGUUCAUUUGAAGUACCUAAAUGUAAUUCCAAUUUAAACUACAAUAUAGAACAAAUGAAUAAUAUCCAAUCACAACAAGAUUGUAUUAUUAAUCAAAAAGUUAAUGAAGCAAUGGAAACUAUUCGUAAUACAAUAAAAAAUAUUGAACAGCAACAUAAUUAUUCUAUAUCAUGUAUACCGUAUCAGUAUAAUCCAAUAGUGAAUAAUUAUUCUCAGAGUAAUAUCACGAAAGCAGCUGCACUUCUUGAACGAGCAGCGCAUGCAAUGUCAACUGUUGCCAAUACACAAAGUCAAUUUCGAUCAUGA